This is a messenger RNA of Ipomoea triloba (trilobed morning glory), 1704 nucleotides long. RefSeq lists its product as uncharacterized. The transcript is spliced from 2 exons. Lineage: Eukaryota; Viridiplantae; Streptophyta; Magnoliopsida; Solanales; Convolvulaceae. Gene Ontology annotation, molecular function: zinc ion binding; nucleic acid binding. Bases 1 to 1704 code for a protein of 567 amino acids. The record is from RefSeq and is a predicted model, not a curated record.
AUGCUCUCUAAAAACGACGGAACGCCAUCGCCGGCAAGGCCGUCGGAAAUCCAAGAUAUUUUGGAGCGAAGUACGAAGAAACCGGAAACAUCUACGGAGUCCCCGAUGGGAGACGCUCCAGAGAAGCAGGCCGGCGAGACUCUUGUUAACACUAGUGAAAGCACCACCACAGGGAACAAGCAAAUACUGGAGGAGAUUGAUCUAGUGUCAGAUGAUGAGGAGGAAGAUGGUGACACAGACGUCGAUGGGGGAUGUCCAGUUAUAAGAUUAACCAAGGAGGAGAAGGUGAGACUAAGAGCAAAGUGGAGACAAUCUUUAAUCGUGAAAGUAAUGGGGAGAAAUGUCGGCUACACCUAUCUCCUCAAAAGACUCACGGCUAUCUGGCAUCCGAAGGCACGAAUGGAGCUUGUAACCAUGGAAAAUGGUUAUUACCUUGCCAAGUUUGCUUUCGUGGACGAUUAUGAAUUCGUUAAAUACGGGGGUCCAUGGAUGGUUCUCGAUCACUAUUUGAUCAUCAAAGAAUGGAUCUCAAAUUUCGAUCCUUUUACAGACAAAACUGAAAGCAUGAUUGUUUGGGUUCGUUUCCCGUGUUUGCCAGUCGAAUAUUUUGAUUACAAUUUUCUGAUGAAAGUUGGGAAGAAGAUAGGCCGCCCAAUAAAUAUAGACACAGCAACCAGCCUGGUCUCACCGGCAAGUUUUGCUAGAAUCUGCGUGGAAGUGGACAUUACAAAACCACUGCUGUCUAAAUUUACGUUAAGAAGGAUAGUUCGACCGAUUGUGUACGAGGGAUUACACCUCAUAUGUUUCAAAUGUGGAGUCUACGGGCACAAUGCAAAUGGUUGUUCAAAAAAUCAAAAUGCUGACAGCAACGAGGAACAGAACAUGAAUCAGAACGGGGAGGGCAGGCCGCUGGCGACCACUAGAUGCAGAAGUGAGCACGACGGUAAUGAAAAAGGAAACGAGAGCCAUAGUAGGGAACCUACCUUGAUAAGGCCAGAGGUUACGGAAGAUUAUGGAUCAUGGGUAAUUGUAGUGAAACCGAGAAGAAAGUACUCUAAAAAUCAAGAAAGUAGAGAAUACAGAGGGCCUGUAAAUGCAAGAAACACCCAGCAUAAGGAAGGUAAACAGAUGAGUAUUGUGGAAACAUUCAAUAAGGGCUCUCGCUUUCAAGCGUUAAACGAGGAAGGUAAUGAGGGGCAGAAUAAUACGGAGACUGUUGAGGUGGAGAAUACUUGGGAGAACCAAAUUCAUGAAAAUGAUGUUAGCAUAAGGGACGACAAUGUGAAUAACCAAAAUAAAAGCCACUACUCGACCAAGGGGAAGAGACCGACCGUUCUAAUUAAUGAGAAGCAAAUCGAGGGGAAUAAUUUGCAUGGAAAGCACAAGGAAAUUCCUAUACAAACUAAGACAACUAAUGAGCGAUGUGAAGGCAGGAAAACAGGUAGGGGAAGGAACAUGGCUGCUGCGACUGAGGAACAUAUUGUGGUCCAUGGAAAUAAGCAAGGAGCCACGAGUGUUCUACGCGUCCAAAAUGACUUUUAUAACGAGGAGGCAACUAUUGACGCCCAAAACUUGUUGUUCACUGAACACCAUGGCGACCCCCCGUCAGGCAUCAAUACGGAAUCAACCACGGGGCAUUCCGACCACCGUUCAGGACUGAGAGAUAAGAGUAGUGAGGAGAUGGAGAUGGAAGCGGAGGCCUAG